This is a messenger RNA of Gigantopelta aegis, 4150 nucleotides long. RefSeq lists its product as uncharacterized. The transcript is spliced from 4 exons. Lineage: Eukaryota; Metazoa; Mollusca; Gastropoda; Neomphalida; Peltospiridae. The record is from RefSeq and is a predicted model, not a curated record. The coding region runs from base 1605 to 2873 and encodes 422 amino acids.
GUAAAAAAUAUAUUACAAGUUUUAUAUAAAAAUAAAAAUAUGAUCCAGUAUAAUAUAUUUAAAUAUUAUUUUGAAAACUGGAAGUACCGAAAUGUGUGUUUUGAGUAGUUGAUCCAAUUCUUGUUCGACUUUCAGCCAUUUAUUACUGUUAUGUAAACUAAAAGUCAACUUUGAGACAUACAACUUCCGUAAGAACAUAUCAGCACUAGCAUUAAUGAAAUUGAUAUAUGGAUACUAUUGCGUAUAAUAUAUAACUGUAUAUACACACACAGAUUGUUAUUGAGAUAUGUAUCGAACCACGUAACCGAUCAAAGUAGAUUAGCUAGUGCUUAGCACCGACAACAAAGAAGCGUUUCUUACAACUGUCAAUCUGCUAUUAAUAGUCACGUGAGUCGCUGUCUGCAGUUACGUGUUCUGGUACAUAUAUGUGGAAUUCGGUAAUCAGAUCAAAACGGACAGAAACGCAACCGUGCAUUUAACAGGCAUACCUGUCAGGUGCUUCAAAGUUAAACUGCGCGGCGCGAAGCAGUAUUAUGUGAAACAAAUAACAGAACUCAAGACACUGUUUUUUUCAUGUUCUGAAUUCUCAUUUGAAACUGAGACAGGGUUUGUUCGGAUUCUGUUUGUGAUGUAAAAAGAUUAUAAACGACUUUGGAAUUACUUUUAUGUAAUCUAUAUUUUGAAGAUUGCAUUUGUGACAGGUUUGUUUGUUUCUUUCUGGAGACAUUUGUAAUGAUAGAAAACAUUAACGGACGAUGUUGAAGCAUAUGCUACAGUGCUGUUGUAACCAAUGGAUUGACACAUAUCAGUUUUCGAAAAACAAAUAUGGCUACUACUGCAUGACGAAAACAGAACGCGCGCUUACAUCUGUGUGUCAUCUGCUAACCAAUAUUAACAAUACACAGAGAAGUUUAGUUACAGAUUGAGGGAAGGAGAUUAUUAAAUAUUUGAUCUGCUUCUUAUUGUCCAAGUGUGCGUGCCAUCAUUACUAUUUACUAUCUGUACAAAACGUACACCGCGGCACUAUAUUGGCCAAGAGGUUAUAUGUGGACGUGACAAUAUUUCUGGUAUCGACUUUAUAUAUUUAAAAAAAAUUGUUCACGUAUCUUUAAAUAUUUGUCAUUGGCUUUUUAUUGUUAGAACAGCCGUACAUAACACAUUCAUAAACGAAUCCUUAGGAAGUUUAUUUUCCUUUGACAGACAUCUUGACUAUAUUGGGUUUUUUGUCAUCAUCUGAAGACUUUUAGGCCAUGUAAAUAAAGUGGUCUUGAUUAUAUUUGUGAUGGUUACAAGAACACUUCGGCGGAGGUCUGGAAAAUGGGCCCGUGCAUUGGCUUGAUAAUUGCGUUGCGAAGCAAACAUUACUUGAGGAUCUUUAUAGAAAAUCACUCUCAUUGAGUUUCAAUACGCUCGUAAUUAUUUAUGGUAGCAAUGACUCCUGGCGAGUAGGUUUUGUUAGCCUCAUUGAUCCAGCAUGCUCGUCGUCAAAUAUCGGUGUUUAUCUCUGACGUUUACAACCGCAAACUGUUUCAGACAAAUACGAUCUUAGCGAUGUCAUUCAAUAAUCGUAUUAAAAGCAGACGUCACUAAGCUAACGAGUUCAAAUGACGACCAAUCCAUUUGCAGCCGAAGAGAACUGGUAUUUAAAAAUGCAGUGCGAAUCUACGGAUUUAAUCCACCAAUCGGCGUUAGCGUUUCAACAGCUAAUACUUACGGCGAUCGUGGUGGCGGGAUUUUUGUACACGAAAACGUAUUACGACAAUGUGCGGCGCCAUUAUGCACGGAUUACGGUAGUCGUAAUCGGAGGAGGCCCUGUUGGGUUAACAGCGGUUCUGAUAGCAUCCAAAAAUAUCCACGUGAAAAAGAUUUAUCUCUUCGAAGAAAGUUACAGAAAUAAUCUUGUGAACAAGCCUAACCAAGUGGCCUUUGACUUCAGGAGUGUGACUUUCCUCCGAACCUUGGGAGUGGAUUUCGAUAACAUGGAAGGGUGCUGGGAUAACAAUAUAUUUUUCACACGAGUUGGGAUAUUCCAAGACUAUCUGUUAAGUUUAAUAUUCAAACUCAACACAGAGACAGACGUUCGUCUUGGAACAAAGUUUUCUAGAGAAAAUAUCAAAGACAUAGAAAGCAUACACGGGCGAGUUCUCGUGAUAGCGUGUGACGGGAAUGACGGCCAGGCGUCCAGGAUUCUCGGACUGAGUGACGAGUUCGCCAACCAUUCCUACAAGGCUUACGGUGCCGUGGCGGGCAUCACGAGACUCGACAAGUGUCACCUGCCCCUCCCCGAGAGGAGAGUCCACAAUCUCUUCUUCGACCUGUCUGCUUACGGCGCGAGCCUCGACGAAAACGGCAAAGCAGAAGGCUUUACGUUGAAGAUAUUCGGCAGCAGCAGACAGCGGUACAUGACUCUCCUGGUGCCCAAGAGUGAAUGUCCCAUGGUCAAGACGAUGAGGCUGGUGUUAGACAGAGGAAUGAUGAGGAAUAUAUUUGUGAAAUGUUACAACACCUACAAGAGCCAGGGUGAGGUGACGCUCAGUGAAACUACCGCAAUAAAACAUUUAAAAUUCAGUCCUCGACUGUUCGAGCUCAAACUGUUCCAGCGACUGCACACGGUCGCGUAUUUCGAAGAUGACGACAUGUUCGUUAUAGUGGAGGGGGAGUCCGCGAGAUGCGGCAACUUUCACACAGGGUUAGAUAUUAACAACGGGAUCCGUGGCCUGAUGUCGCUGACAGCGUUUAUCUCCCUUGCAUCGUGCGCCGUCACGGAACACGCAAUCUUGAACGCCAUGAUGUACAAGGCCAGACACGAUGACAAUCUAUGUCGAGAAUUUCUUAGAAACGGACUCAGGGAAUCAAUGUAUUCAUCAUACUAGAUCAUCACAUUAAAAAAGAGAGGAAGAAUCAAUUUAAAAUCAAAUAAAAUUUUAUCUUUUUAUUAUAUCUAAUUUGUAAAAAUACCGUGACGUUACCGUACUAAUUAUUAAAAAAUGAUGACGUCAUUAGGCAAGCCAGGAUUCUAUAUUGAUGGGUACCCAGAUGGGGAGGGGGCGGUGGACACAACCAAAAAUAUAAAAGGUAGUGGGGGUGGGGGGGGGGGGGGUUAAGAAGGUGUGAUUGGGGAUAACGUGCUUGUCGUAUAGAUGUAUUUUCAAAAGGAAUACUCACUGUAUAUUCUUUCUUUUUUUCUUCUUUUUUUCUAAACCUGGCAAUGUCAAGGUUGGGGUGCCUUGAAUCAUCGUCUUACAAUAUACAACAAUAAUAAAAUUAUAACAUGUGUACAUGUAUAGCGGUAAGAUAAAGAGGGGAAGGUGAAAAAAAGAAGACACUCACUGUAUAUUCACUGACAUUCUGAGAUUUCAGGAUCGUCCCAAAACAGCUUUAGAGCACAUUGAUACGGAAACGUCUUCAGCUAGAUAAAAAAAAGAAGAGAACACUUAAAUUAAAAAGUGUGUUAGUGAGCGUAACCCCAGUGUGUCAGUUAGCGUAACCCCAGUGUGUCAAUGAACGUAUCCCCAGUGUGUCAGUGAGGGUAACCCCAGUGUGUCAGUGAGCGUAACCCCAGUCUGUCAGUGAGGGUAACCCCAGUGUCAGUAAGCGUAACCACAAUAUAGGUGAGCAUAAUCCCAGUGUGUCAAUGAUCAUAACCCCAGUGUGUCAGUAAACGUAACCACAAUAUUGGUGAGUAUAGCCCCGGUAUGUCAGUGAGCGUAACCCCAGUGUGUUAGUGAUCGUAACUUCGGUAUGUCAGUGAUCGUAACCUCGGUAUGUCAGUAAUCGUAACCGGUAUGUCAGUGAUCUUAACCUCAUUGUGUCAGUGAGUUUAACUUGGUAUGUCAAUGAUCUAAACCUCGGUAUGUCAGUGAUCGUAACCACGAUAUGUCAGUGAAUUUAACCUCGGUGUGUCAGUGAGUCUAACCCAGUGUGUCAAUAACCUUAACCUUGGCGUGUCGGUGACCUUAAACUCGGUGUGCCCGUGACCGUAACCCCAGUGUAUCAGUGAUCUUAACAGAAUGUGACAAGUCCGCGUCUUUUGCCACAACAUAUCAAUUGCAUGUCCGUUACGCAGUUAUCGAUUACAUGUUUAUGUAUUAUUCCAAAGUGUCAGUUUUUAUAUUAAAAUGUAUGGAUUAUUAAUAAAAACGAUAUUUGA